Lolium rigidum is the source of this 989-nucleotide messenger RNA. RefSeq lists its product as uncharacterized. NCBI's taxonomy places the organism in Eukaryota, Viridiplantae, Streptophyta, Magnoliopsida, Poales, Poaceae. The record is from RefSeq and is a predicted model, not a curated record. The transcript has 9 exons. The coding region runs from base 1 to 654 and encodes 217 amino acids.
AUGUGCAUGAUUGAUUUGAGCAGCGACGAGGCCGCUGCCCCGGAUGGAGCUUUGAGCAAGAUGAGGGAGUAUAUAAAGGCAAAGAUGGCUUCUCAGCUGCCUCCGUCAUGGAGAUCGGUUCCUCGCUGCCGCCGCCGCCGCUCCACCACCGCCGACCCGGCGGCUGCCUCCGUCCCCGCCGUCUCACCACCACCGCGUCCACUUCUUGCGACCCGCCUCUCCACCGCAGCAGGGACCAGCGCCCGCCUCUCUACUCGCAGUAGGGGCCGGCCGACGACGAGCUCUUCACUCCACAGUAGGGGCCGUCGCGGACGACGAGCUCUUCGGCCGCUCGAUGGACACGCCACUGGCGACGGUUUGCUAGGUUUCGCUGCCAAGAGUAUUUCGCUGGUUCAUCAUCAAGGUUUGCUAGGUUUCGCUGCCAAGAGUAUUUCGCUGGUUCAUCAUCAAGGUUUGCUAGGUUUCGCUGCCAAGAGUAUUUCGCUGGUUCAUCAUCAAGGUUUGGUAGGUUUCGGUGCCAAGAGUAAUUCGCUGGUUCAUCAUCAAGGUUUGGUAGGAUUCGGUGGCUACAGUAAUUCGCUGGUUCAUCAUCGAGGAGGCAUUUCACAAAUUCAUUGGACAGAGAGUGUCAAUCUUCUGUCUUGUCGAACGUAAGACCGACAACCCUGGUGUUUCUCUCCAAGUAGGCCUUCCCAUGUUUGGCGAACUUUGCUUCAGAGGGUGUUCUCUCCAUUCAGUGUCCCCCACUCGAUUCCUUGUUGGGCAUGUAGCCACCACAGGUGCAACCGGAGCAGCUGCCUUCCCUACGGCUGACCUUCCAAGUGUGAAGUUCCUUUCAGUUUUUACUCUUGGAAAUAGAGAGAACCCAGCUUCACAGCCACUACUUGGAAGGUGCAAAACCUUGAGUUUCAUUGUUCUUACUUCAGACAUUUGGGUUUCUUGUUGGACGACCCAUACCAGCACAAGACGCAAGCAGCAGUGAACCAAAG